Messenger RNA from Entamoeba invadens IP1, 2847 nucleotides. Its product is annotated as leucine rich repeat containing protein BspA family protein. The transcript has a single exon. The record is from RefSeq and is a predicted model, not a curated record. The annotation marks the transcript as partial. Lineage: Eukaryota; Evosea; Mastigamoebida; Endamoebidae.
CAGGUUUCGUGUUUUGUCGACUUGGACAAUCGAAAAACACUAUCAAAUCUUAAACAAGAAAACAUCGCAACACUACACGACUUCGAUGACAUCAAAAGUGACUUGGCUAUUAAAAUUGAAAGGUGUCGAAAUUAUAUGACAGAGGAAAUUAAGACAAAUAUCCUGCCUCAAAAACAAGAGAAAAGUGAUUAUGAUGACAUGGAAAAAGAAGAAAAGUUGGACAAAAGUGUGCUUAUCGAUUUUACAGAUUUGAAUGAUUUAAGUGAUUUGGAUGAUCUAAAUAAUUCCACAAAAAGUGAAAAAAUUGAAAAAGAGGAAAGUGAAAUGAGUGAAUCACAAAGCGAAAGUGAAACCGACAAAGUCAAACAAUUACAGAAUGAGGAAAAUACAAAACGGGGAUUUAUAAAUAGUAAAGAUGGCCUAUCAACCCCUUUGCAACAAAACAACAUUAUAAAUGUGAAGAAAGAACGUGAAAAAUUUGAAAAAGAAAAACAAGACUUUUUAUUCGAAGAAGAGGAACUUGAAAAUGUAUUUGAAAACGAUAAUAAAUCUAAUAAUACUGAAGAAGACUUUUGUGAAUUGAAUUUGAAUGUAAUAGAAGACAUAAAUAACAACGAAAACGAAACUGAAUGUAUUAUGGAUCAACCCAUGGAGUUUGAAAAAGUCGAUUUGUUACUUAACAACACCACUAAUGAUGAUAAUAUUAACAUCCAAAAUAAAAGUGAAAGUGUUGAUUUUAAUAUGGAGUUGGUGGAAUCAGUGAUUAACAAAACUAUAACUCCACAAAAAGAAAUUAGUUCUAUUGAAAUCGAUUCAACAAAAAACAAACAAAGUCAAAUGGAAAUAAAGGAAAAAACAAAUAUAAUAAAAGAAAUAAAAGAUGUACCACUGCAGAUUUUUAAUCCAUUUCCAACACAAGAAGAACUAUUAAAAACGCGUUCUCAAUCAAUACCAAAUGCAAAUGUGUUAACUGAUAUUACUGCUUUAAAAAGUAAAGAGAUGAUUACAUCCAAAAAGAAAAAAGAAAGUGAGACUUCCCAAAAACUAAAACCAUCUCAAAACGUUUCUAUGUCUUCAACUCAAAGAAAUUCAAUACAAAAUGUCAAAAAAGUGGCAAAAAAAGUGUUAACCCCCAAAUUGACGACAUCUAAAGUUCAUAACACUCACCCAACGGUUUCUUUCAAUUAUAAUAAUCAUCACUCAUAUUUAAAAGAUUCGGAAAAACACAAAGAGAUUAAUAAGAAACCAAUAACACCCGAACUGUAUUCCCCACAACAUUUUCAAACUCUUCAAAACACUAAUAUUGUUAUACCUCAAACUUUAUUCAAACCAAUUGACCAACCCCAAUAUGGAAUAUAUCAAACAAAUGUUUUCUCGCAACAAGUAUACUUCCCACUUCCUCAACAACCCCCUGAACCCGUUUUAAUACCACAUAACUACCAGACGUUGUUUGACAAUGCGACGCUCCCACAACAGAACACAACUAACGUCCACCCCAACUACUUUCAGAGACAUUAUAAUGAGUGUAUACAACCUCAAAUGACUCAGUGUGUGAAUGGUAUGAAUGAUUUUAAUAAUUUCAAUAAUUAUAAUAAUUAUACUAAUUCAACCAUUCAAUGCGGUCAAAGCAAUUUAACACCGAUCACAACAAGUGAUUACAACGUCCAAGGAGUAAAACAGUUGGGAGGAAAUGGAACGUUAAAUCAACAAAGUACUUUAUUAAGUAAUCCUCCUCUUUAUUUAAAUGGAAAUAUCAACACAACAAUCCCUCGAUUUCAUACACAUUUCCCAUACGUUAAUUCACUUGGAAAAACUGAAUGUCCUAUUUUAAACACUCCAAGUAACUCAUCGGGCGUGGAACAGCAGCAAAUCACUUUAAACGAAAGUCCAAAAUCGUGUGCGCGACACAACGAGUUUCGUCAAACAGUGGGAAUGGCGACAAAUUCAUUAAAUGUGAAUUCGCCUCAAAUAAAACAAUUUCGAACUCCUCAAAUUGUUAUUCAAAAUGUUAUUAAAAAAGAAACUCAAAAUGGGACUCAGACAUUGACUUCUGUGACAGCAAAGUCUUCAACCAAAUUCAGAAGUGUUGAAUCAAACACUUCUGAAUUGACAAAUAUGAAAGUGAUGAAUUUGUUGAAAAUGUCUUCUAUUACAGAAUCGUAUCUCUUUGGGUGCACGGACUUAACGAGUGUAUGUAUUCCACUGAACAUCACUGAAAUGCGAAGUUGGUGUUUUGCGUGUUGCGGAUCUCUUAAAAGGGUUGUUAUAAUGGCACAACUGUCUUCCCUUCCUCCAAAAGCUUUCUUUCAAUGCUCAGACCUGUCUGCAAUUAACAUCCCAAAUACAGUCACUGCAAUCGGAAAUUAUUGUUUUUCAAAAUGUCAUUCGAUACGACAGAUGACACUCCCAUACAACAUCAAAGUCAUUGGAGGAAGUUGUUUUAUGGACUGCAGUCAAUUGACUUCAAUGAGUAUUCCGUCCACUGUCUCUUCACUGAACAGUUCAACGUUCGAGGGGUGCGAACAACUCCAGAAAAUCGAGUUAAGUGAGAACGUCAAGGAAGUUGGCAAUGAGUGCUUUAAAGACUGUAAAAGUCUGAAAGAAGUUGAUCUGAGCAAUGUCACAACUCUAACAAAAAAGUGCUUUGAAAAUUGUUAUUCGCUUGAGACGGCGAAUGUCGGGAGAUGCGAGCGUUUCGAAGAAAAUGCAUUCAGAAAUUGCGUUGUAUUGAAAUUGAGUAUCAACGAAAUGAACGUCAAAGUUGCCAGAAAUUGCUUUGAAAAUUGUCCCAACGUGGAGUUUGUGAAUAUCGAGGAAUAUAACGAUUUUAAUGUCGAAGUACUCUGA